Messenger RNA from Anarrhichthys ocellatus (wolf-eel), 3897 nucleotides. RefSeq names its product ceramide kinase (gene cerk). Lineage: Eukaryota; Metazoa; Chordata; Actinopteri; Perciformes; Anarhichadidae. The coding region runs from base 121 to 1812 and encodes 563 amino acids. The transcript is spliced from 13 exons. The record is from RefSeq and is a predicted model, not a curated record. Gene Ontology annotation, biological process: ceramide metabolic process; phosphorylation. Gene Ontology annotation, molecular function: ceramide kinase activity.
GCCAAACACUGGCUCAACACGCUUCGGACACAGAGCAGCGUUCUGUCAUGCGGGCCGUACAUAGGUAGAGAUGAGAAUCAUCGGGCGACAGCGUCGCUAACGGCGCGUCCGACCGAUAUCAUGGAAGAACAAGCCCGACUACUGUCUUCGAUGCUCUUUCACAAGCACAGGCAGGUAGAAGUUGCUCUGAACUGCAGUGUCUUAGAGUGGAAGGAAAUGGAGAGGCGCAGAAAACGCAGCUCUGGAGUCAUCAGCAACAGUGCUGAAACAGCACACAGCCAUGCUGUUCAGGUGUGUGAAAUAGUGGCUGUCCUCGACACCAAGGAUGAUCAAGACUACGCAGAGACCAGGAGGAGUCAGAAAAAGGCAAAGCAGCACUCCCAGCUGUACCCGCAUGCAUUCACAGUUUCCUACGUUAGAAGAACGAGGCGGCACCAGUGGCGGUGUAGUGAUGUCACCUUCCACUCUGCCAGCGAGGGCCUCUGCGCGCAGUGGAUCCAAGUUAUCAAUGAGCAACUGUCAUUACUCGCCAGCCGGCCGAAGAGCCUUCUGGUGUACAUCAAUCCCUUCGGGGGAAAGCAACACGGGAGGCGCAUUUACGAGCAGAAGGUGGCUCCACUGUUUGGCCGCGCCUGCAUCUCCGCCGACGUGAUUGUUACAGAGCGGGCCAAUCAUGCCAGGGACCACUUGAAAACCGAGGCCAAUCUAGAUAAAUAUGACGGGGUGGUGUGUGUGGGUGGAGAUGGGAUGCUCAGUGAGAUCCUGCAAGGGUUGGUCACCAGGAUCCAAACAGACAACGGCGUGGACCAGAACCAACCAGAUGCGGAGUUGGUGCCGUGUUCUCUACGCAUAGGGAUCAUUCCUGCUGGGUCCACUGAUUGUAUCUGCUUUGCCACAGUGGGAACCAACGAUCCAGUUACUUCUGCUUUACACAUCAUUGUGGGGGAUUCCCAGCCGAUGGACGUUAGUUCAGUUCACCACGAUGACAUCUUUCUCAGAUACUCCGUCUCGUUGCUUGGCUACGGCUUCUAUGGCGAUGUACUAACAGACAGCGAGAGGAAGCGAUGGCUGGGUCCUGCUAGAUAUGACCUGUCAGGCGUAAAAACCUUUCUGAGUCACAACUACUAUGAAGGCACGAUCUCUUUCCUCCCUGCUGAGAACAACAUGGGGGACCCCAGGGACAAGCUGCAGUGUCGAUCCGGGUGCGGCGUCUGUCAACACAAGCCCUCAUCAACAGACACGCAGUGGGAGAUGUCAGAGGAGAAGGAAAAGUCUGAUAAAGAUGGGAGCAGUGGUUGGAGCGUGAUCCGUGGAAAGUUUAUUGCCAUUAACGCGGCCAGUAUGAGCUGCGCGUGUCCCCGCAGUCCGGAAGGCCUCUCGCCUUCCGCUCACCUCGCUGACGGCACCACAGACCUCAUCCUCGUCAGGAAGUGCUCCCGCCUGGCCUUCCUCAGACACCUUGUCCGACACACCAACAAAGAAGACCAGUUUGACCACUCGUUUGUUGAGGUCCACCGGGUGAAGAAGUUUCGUUUCCAGCCGCGGCACCAUGAGCUGGUUUCACUAGAGGACCCGAUUGAGAGUCCAAAGAAGACAGGCUUCAGUCCCAUAUGCUCGGCCCAAACGACCUGCAACUACAGCACCUGCCGCAGCAGCUGGAGCUGCGACGGGGAGAUCCUGCCUGACGCUGCCAUCCAAGUCAGUGUCCAUUGCCAGUUGAUCAGGCUGUUUGCCCGCGGUAUUGAGGAGCAGCAGCAGUGUUUGUUAGAAGACCCGUGUACACUGUGGGCCGUGGAGCCAAGCACACACUAGUCAGUGGACUGAGAGCUGGGCGGGACAUUCAGCUGCUGGAAAACAAAAACUGAGUUGCACUUGGCACGACUUUCCUGGAAAAAAGACAUAAAUCCCAUCAGUGUGAAUCCCAAACGCUGGCGUCCCAUCCCUCCUCAGUGUAUUUGUUCAAAUGAAACUUGCAGGACGCCCUCUCAAUGCACAAGACGGUGUGGUACAAAAAGCUGACAAGGCUCCCAUUAGUAGCCGUUAAGAGGGAAAAAGGCCCAAGUGAAGAAAUACUAGCUACUGCAUGAUUUGUUGUUACUGAAGAGAUAGUUAUCUCCUUUCAGCCAUUUGGGAUUGUUAUGUGCAAAAUUGCCUAAUGCAGCUUUUACAAACCCAAAAUAUGAUAUGCCAGCGCUGCCAUAUUCAAACCUCGGUUUCAGCUUCUUCUUUUUUUUUUUUUUUAUAUCAGUACUGUUUUUGAAAAUGGAAGAUUUUGAAGCCCAGAGGAUCUCAAGCCGCCAGAUGAACUGGACUGAGCUGGACUCAGCUGGACUCAGCCGCGACAAUCGGUGCUGCCAUGAAGGAGAACACAAAUAGGAUUUCUCCCUGUGUAGCAAAGAGAGACAGCCGAGGAGAUACUACUUGGUGAGAGGGACGAAGAAGAAAGGCCUCUGAAGUACACCGAUAAACUGACAUGAAAUGCCAAAAGAAAAAAAAGAAAAGAGAAUCAUGAAAACUGAUCUUCCCUCUUUUUUGGGAAAAAAACCCCAUCUGUGACCCAGGUGGAAGCAGAUAUGAGCCAGGGGCACUAAUGAAAAGAACUGAAUACCCUGCUAAUACACUAACAGGACCCCGGUGGAUUCUGGGUAAUAAGACAAAGUGGUUGCUAAGUGAUUUGGUGUGUCUCAGCACUGCUGCGGUGCACCUGUGGCUCUAAGCUCUGCUCCUCCCUGGCCAAAAACUACUGACGGUUGACUCAUCACCUGGGAUUAGCCAGAAUUACACAUGGUUAACUGUAUUAAAGAUAAUCUAUUGUGUGGUUUUGAAAUCAGCCCCAUUAGCUCAUUUUCUGUAAAGUCAGACCAUCAGAGAAUGCUACCUCUGCAUUGAUAAAAACUGUUUUAAACCACAUACACAAUAAUGAUACGUGAGGGUAUGUUGUGUGUGUGUGUGUGUGUAGGGUUAAGUGUGUUUUCCACAAUCCCUUUAGGGGCGUGCAAUCAUUGGAGUGUGUGUGCGUUAAUGUAGUUGUGAAUGUGCCAGUGUGAUGAGUUAGCUCUAUCACAAUUAGCCUCAUGACUGCCGUUUUGCAGAUGCUCUCUCACUGCAGCCAACAUGCUGCCGGCACAAGCGCCUAUAGAGGAGCAAAGACAGGCACACACACAUGUUCUGUCUUUCUAUGAUGUUUCUGAUAUUCAUUGUCUUUCUGUGUCUCUCUCUCUCUCACACACACAGACACACACACACACACAGCUUAACUUGUAAUACCAUGAAAGGCUGUUCCUCUCUAUGAAUCCUCUUCAACUAUGUUAAUACUGACUCUGGAGGUCCAUUAUGUUUUCCCUUCAUUGCCCACUUUUGUCAGUUAACAGUAUGAUGUUAAGAGUUGGAUGCUUUUAAAUACUCUACACACACACACACACACACACACUCAAAUGUACACAGAGACACAGAGAAAUUGGGAAGCUUUCAGGUCCGACCAUUUGAAAAAGCUACAUAAUUUAGCAUGUAUGACAGUCGAUGCAAACAAAGUCAAACUGAAUUUUGAAUUCCUACGCACUUUUGUGUGCAUAAACAAACUAUAUUGGUACGGCAGCUGUUGGAAGCUAGCAGGCUAGGAAAACUAGCGUGCACCCAUAGCUUCCACUUGGAAAGCUGACGCUAGUUAGCUUAGCUUGCUAACGUUAGAACUGAUUCCCGGACAUUACUUAUUUUUAUGCUAUUUCAGUAGCUGCCGAGUGCCUACAGUCGUACUUGAUUUGUUAGCAAAAAUAAUUCUUAGUUUCAGUUCGACUUUAAAGUGUUUAUGCAAUCUUGCUGCUCGAGUCAACACACUGUGAUGUGAGUAGAUGCGUGAUUAGUUUUUGAAAAUAUUCAAUAAAGUGCUUUUGAAAUAUG